CUGGGCGAUGACCGGACUUGUGUAACUCGGAGGUGGUGGUGCUGCUCUCGUCGUAGGGUAAUAUUGCUGCUCGUCCAGGGCCCUUGAAUGGUCAUAUCGAGGAAAUAUAGAGCGCAUCGGAGAUGGGUAGCUUGAGCUUCGUGGACUUUGAGAGAGCGACUUGCCAUGUUCAGACUGAGGUGAAGCUGUUUUGAAGCGAAGCUUGUCAGGCAAAGGAGAUACCGCGUCCUUCUUCUCGUCCACUGGUGAGGCAAACUCGAUGGCUCGGGACACUUGCGUUGAUAUGUCGUUGGGCUUGCUUGGCCGCUUUAGCAAAGAUCGAGAUCGCUUUGGGGACGUGCUGGAUCCGAAAUGGGUGUUUAGUGGCAGCUCGGUCAAUUGGUCGCCUCCUGGUGAGACAGGAUCUGCAAUGGAUGGCAUUGGCGUUGACAACGGACUUGAGCGUCUCCUGGUCCUUGACUGGCUUCUGACCAGAUCAUCGGUCACUGAUGUCGUAGCUUUAGCAUGAGAAUUCGUACUGCCGGUUGUAGGCGGAUCGCAGAAAAGAGAAUGCUGGAAAGUCUCCGGCGCAGGCUGGACUUUGGGUGAGCUGACCACUUGAAAGGCAACUCCAUCCAGCAGCAUCUGUCCAUUUGCAUUUGGUGCCUUGUCCGUUUGCAGUCGCCUCAGACUUGAUCUGCGAGAUACACCAGCAGUACUUUGCGUGUUGGGGAAAAGUGUCAAAUGAGCGGGCGCCAUGGUUCCAGACCAGACCAGGUAAUUACUUAAGAAAUACGGAAACAAGUGUUUUAAAUCGACCAAUACGGACCGCACAGCGGGAUGAG
Messenger RNA from Pseudocercospora fijiensis CIRAD86, 824 nucleotides. RefSeq lists its product as uncharacterized. The coding region runs from base 260 to 508 and encodes 82 amino acids. NCBI's taxonomy places the organism in Eukaryota, Fungi, Ascomycota, Dothideomycetes, Mycosphaerellales, Mycosphaerellaceae. The record is from RefSeq and is a predicted model, not a curated record. The transcript has a single exon.